GAGACGAACAGCUGCUGCGCUAGAGCAAGCACCUCUAGUGAAUCCGGCAUUGCCACGGUAACCGUGCUCGUCUCAGCUGGACUGUUUUUCUUUUCCUCACCCGAAAAAAAAUCUUCAGCGAUUAUCGACAUAGAAAAUCGAUGUUUGCCGUGUGCAUAGAGUCGGCACGCAAAACACAAAGCGUGUCUUCUGAAACCUGUCUAUGAAAACAAUAGCCUAAGACAUGGUGAAACUGGGCAGCACUCUUGUGGAGAAGGUGGAGAGGGUGCCAUCACUGGAGGAUGGCUUUGAUAACAUCCCCCUCAUCACACCACUGGAGGUGAACCAGCUACAGAAGCCCUUUCCGGAAAAGGUGAUUGUGAAAACGACCACAGAGUAUCAGCUGCAGCAGAAGAAGAAGAAGAAGCCCUAUGUGUCCAGCAUUAAGAAGCUGAACAUAAACCUCUACAAUGAGGUGUCGGAGAAGGUCAAGCUCACAGGACUCAUUCUCAUCACCUUGGCCUUCUUGGCGUGUCUGCUGCUCCUGGUUAUGUACAAAGCCCUUUGGUAUGACCAGCUUAGCUGUCCUGAGGGCUUUGUCCUCAAGCACAAGCACUGCAAUCCUGCAGCUCUGGAGAUGUACUACCCAGAGCAGGAGGCAGCCUCACGAGGCAGCCUGUACACGGCCAUCAGCCACCUCAACCAAGCCAAGAAAGCCCUGCCUGAGCUCUCCUCUCCCUGGCUGCCUGUACUCAACGCCCUGAAAAAGAGCGAAGAGGCCAAGGGGGAGGGAAACAGCUCCCAGCAGUGAGAGUUGCAGAUGGAGGUGUUAAUGGAGUAGUUCAAUGGAAAAAAAAAACCAGUUUGCAGUUUUCCCCUUUACCCAAAGUGUACUCGAUUAGUCAAAGCGCAUGCUUUAUGUCCAGCCUUUUCUUUUUUAGUUCAGCACUACGAGCCUAAUGUAAUGAAAGUAAGAGGUAAUGGAAGUCUUCAUGGGAAUCUUUCCCACUGCAUAUGCCCAAAUCACCACCCACUUGUGCAGGUCUUAAGUAACGUUACUGAGACCCUGCCUGUGUGGUUGAGGGCACAACUGACCUCAAAAAUUAUCAAAACUUCAUUGCAGAGCAAAAAGCUGUAAAAUUAUGGAGGCAGCCAUCUUGGAUAAGUGGAGUAAAGCUUUAACAUAAUUUAGCAUCCACACUGCUGCCUCCUAAAGUUUGAAGGCAGAAUUGCACCAGAAAGUUAAAGGUUGACACUUUAGUUGCACAUUUAGCAUAAAUAUGUAAAUAUGGGUUAUCGCUGCUACUUUUCAUAAUUGUUUAUUUUAAAAAUGAAUAUUAUAUGUUUAUGAAUAUUAUAUGAAGCUUUUGAUGUGUAUUUAAUGAAAAGAUUCCAUUACUUUUCAGCUGCAUUAGCCUUGUAGCUCCAGUUUCAGACUAAAAGAAGCAAAUGUUGGACACCAAGCAUGGUGUGACUGAUAACACAAUUUGGAGCAAGGAGAAAUCUGUGUAAACUACUUCCUUUGGAACCAUUUCCUUUAAUGUAUGUGAGAGGGAGAAGGCAAGAGUAAAAGUGGGAUUACUACAGUGCAGGAGGUAACAAAAGGGUAAUGAAACAUGCUGCUUGGAUUAUAUGUGUGUAUGUUCGCCCGAGAGACAUAAAUGUAGUGUUUUGCCAUUGUAAAUAAUUACAAGACUCUGUGUGUGUGUGUGCGUGCGUGCCUGCGUGCAUGCAUGUUGCCUCCAUAUGUGUUGUAGGUGUCCAGACGAGAAAAGAAGUUUGUCUCUGAGCAGUGCAGGGAAGCUAAAUCAUUCUAAAUCAGUAGUUUGCUGGAGGAGCCUACCUUAUUCCUACCUGCAGUACAAAUGCUGUCAGCUCUUCAUAAGCCUUCUCAAUGUAUUAAAUCCAAUGGGAAUUUUCCACACUUGUUCAUAAGUCAGCGCUAGACUCAUAAAGCUGCCUUGUGACUCGCAGUGGUGCUGUGGAGUCUUUUCUUCUUGUCAGUGGUUGCACUUCUUCUCAUUCUGCACCAUCAUUUAAGAGUUCUCUAAUGUGAAUAUAACUUAGCUUAGUGAAGCACACCCUGCAUGGCCUGUAAAAUGUGCCCUCCAGAACCGCACUGCAACAAGAGCAAAGGGACACACGUAGGACAAAACUAUUCUCAAACUAAAAUUAGAUAUCAGUAACAAAACAUGCAACAUUGUCUAUUUCACUAAGAUAGAUGAUCUGUUCAUGCAAGAUCUACUAAGACACAUUUUGCACUGUUUUAUGCUUACACUGUAUACACAUACUGAAAUUUCAGCGACAUUAAUGUAUAACCUUUUGCUGUUCCCAUGACCAUAUAAAUAAUUUUUUUUAAAUGUAAAAACUGCUGAAUGUAAUGUGAGAUACAUGUGGAUUUUGAUAUGUAUUUAGGUCUCAUAUACCAUGAUGUUUUUGUUUGGUUAUUUGUUUUAUAUGUUUGCGUUUUGAAGAACAUUUGCAUGAAACCACCAGCAACUGUAAAAGUAUGUAAUAAAACCCAUCCUGUUAAACGUACUCAAGAAUGUGAAAUAAAAAAUCCCAGAGUCAGAUGAAUUACCUGUCAAACAUGAUUGAAUGUGUAAAUGAAUGAUUAAAUUUAUACUCACUGACGUUAUGCUAAAUAUAUUCACCAUUCUCCCCUCUCAUGCUAUGACCAUUUGAAUAUGAUAAGUCAUAUAUCUUUCUUUAAAAAAAAUUGUCAUUUAUAUUAUGUACUUUCUUUUUAUGUAUAGAAUGUAUGCUUUUGUUAAUUAUUGGAAUUUAUUUCUAAUAUAAAUUAACUUGGAAAUUCAUUUUUCUUAUUUAUUUUUAUAUAUUUUGGUGAAGAAUGUAUAUUUUUAACAGAAAACAAAGGUCAGCGUGACAUUCUUUCAAAAAUCAGCUACUUGAUGUAACUCAUUCUACAUGUGUUUGUGGCAAACUACUGUUAUCCACCUGCCUCAUCUUACAGAAAUAAAUAUUUCAGUAUUCA
This is a messenger RNA of Electrophorus electricus (electric eel), 2974 nucleotides long. RefSeq names its product calcyon neuron-specific vesicular protein (gene caly). Lineage: Eukaryota; Metazoa; Chordata; Actinopteri; Gymnotiformes; Gymnotidae. The record is from RefSeq and is a predicted model, not a curated record. Gene Ontology annotation, molecular function: clathrin light chain binding. Gene Ontology annotation, biological process: clathrin coat assembly; endosomal transport. Gene Ontology annotation, cellular component: membrane; endosome.